AUGUGGGCCGAUCGUGGCGAAGUUCCUCAGCUAGUCGAUGAAGGACGGUCGAACGACUUGCCAAUUCAGCUGCCAACCGAGAUAUGGGAGAGGAUCGUCGAGUUUGCCACAGAGAUCCCUGGAGUUUACGCCACCGAAGACCAUGCUGCCAUUGCCGGGUUUUCUAGAGAUCGCUACGGCAUAUGCCUAAGCAACUGGUUCAAGGAUGCAGUGGAAACAAAACUUGCUCUUAGCCGCGUGUCGAGGUAUUGGAAUGACCUCAUGCAAUUGUUCCUGUUGCGACACAUCCGCAUCAAGACCGGGAGACAGGCUUGCGAGACAGCUGCAGCUCUCAAGCGGCUGACGAAAAGGGCGAAGCCAGACAACGGACCUGGGAAGUGGACGCUGCGCGUUGAAAUAGCGCUGGAUGGUAUCCACGCAUGGACAGAAAAGCACACAAAAGCGAUGCGCACAAUCUUCAAGAACUGCCCGAAUAUUGUUUGCUUCUCGACCGUGUUCUCGACCGCAGACCCAUACAUUUAUUCGUGCCCGACACUCAUAGGGUACCUGAGUGGCCAUCAGGGUUUGAAGCGACUGGAGCUGAAGUUCGACGCGGAAGUUUUGGGCGCCGUCGUACAGGGUCUCGGUCCCGCUUUGCAGGUUCUCUGGCUCUACCCCUGUAGGCGUAUUACGCGGGACAGAGAUAUCGGACGCUACCUGUUUCCAAACCUUCGUGUCCUCAUUUCGGAAGCCUUAUGCGAACCGUACAUCAAAGCACUUACGGCCCCGAAUCUUGAAGCUUGCAUCAUCGAUCUUUCCUUCGAGCCUUCCCUUCUUCCAGUCAUGGAUCGAAGCCGAAUACGAUACCUAGCUACUUCCAACGUCCAACGUAUAGCUUCAAAAUUGGAGUCCUUGUCGAACCUGAAGACAUUGUCAAUGACAUACUACGAACUGGCAACUCAAGCUAUUCCAUGGCCCACGAAGAGUAUGAUCCACCUCUGGCUUGAGUGCAUCAUGAUCGAAGAAAUAAACGGAAAGGAGUACACACACCUUCGUAUCAAUUUGGCCCAUCUCAUCUCCAUGCACAUGUUCCCGAAUUUGAAGUGUAUACGACUCUUCCUUCCUGUCGAAGACAGGGUGGAUUACUCCCCUGUUCUCCCAGACAGUGUUCGGCUCCUCUGGUUGGAGUGGCUGAGGGAUUGCCAACUUCAGGGAAUACGCAUCGAAAUAUCGCAAGGAAUUUACCAGUGGACCGAGGAUUUCUGGACAGCAAUCUCAUUUGAAGAACUUGCCGAAAUAUUGUAA
Cyclocybe aegerita is the source of this 1284-nucleotide messenger RNA. The record is from the annotation of a GenBank genome assembly. Lineage: Eukaryota; Fungi; Basidiomycota; Agaricomycetes; Agaricales; Hemipholiotaceae.